Plodia interpunctella (Indianmeal moth) is the source of this 4096-nucleotide messenger RNA. Its product is annotated as enolase-phosphatase E1-like. The transcript is spliced from 7 exons. The coding region runs from base 167 to 4021 and encodes 1284 amino acids. The record is from RefSeq and is a predicted model, not a curated record. NCBI's taxonomy places the organism in Eukaryota, Metazoa, Arthropoda, Insecta, Lepidoptera, Pyralidae.
CCCGUUUGAAAAAGAUUGUUGACAACGGUUUAUGUGCUUGUGCUUUGUUUGUUUUCAAAUUAAUUUUUAUUUUAAAAUAUAGGUACAUAUCAGCAAUGCAUUAGAAACAUAUGAUAACUGUUUGUUUGUUAACAGCUAAUACAUUUAGAAAGUUACAGUUUGUAAAAUGCCGAAGUCAAGGAUUCCGUCGCCGGCACGUUCUCAAAGCGCUGUGGUGACGCCGCGCCGGAGCAAACCUCGAGGUCCACGUAGCGUUGGGUCACCAGCUCGAUCCAACACCUCGGUCAGACUCACAUCCGUCAUACAGAACUUCAAGGAUAAGAAUAUGGACUCCUUUCGCCUGUCCCCACUUAACAGCAGACGCUCAGUAUUAAAUGACAACACUGAUAUUGAGGAACCUAGACGUCGGAGCUGGUGGAGGAAGUUGAAUGACACAUCUAGAGAUAUUCUCGAGGUUUUGGAAAAAGACCAACAAGAACCAGUAUACAACAUCAUGGAGGAAUAUGAUGUUGAGGUUUUGAGCCAAGAAAAAAAGGAUAAACAAGAAACCUUAGAUCUCCCAGACAGCAGUGACAGUGAUUCCAUUAGUAGCAUUGUCAUCCCACAGCGCAAACUCUUUACACAGAAGGAAAACCUAUCAAAAAAUAAGUUCGCUCAAUUUCUCGGCACCAGAGAAUCCAUGGCCAAGAAUAACAAAACAAAUGUUGAAUCUGACAAGAUUGAUAAAACUAUUGUAGCUGGCACUAAAAAGUUGUUUGGUGAGAGUUCAAAACCGAGAUCCAAACCAGCUUUUCCUACUGAAUUACUGACAUUUUCUCCAGAUAAAACUGUAAAUAAGACUAUGGGAGAAGUUAAAGGACAAGUCAGGAACUUGUUUGGCAAUAGAGCUGGUGUUAAAAGGAAGAAUAAAUUUGCUGAUUUCAUUGCUUCUGAAAGUGAAGAGGAACCUGAGAUACAGCCAAAAGUAUUUGGAUUUCAAAAGAAACAUGAUUUACCCAGUAGAAGAGUUAGUACUGCAUCUAGCGUAACCACCGACAUAGAUAUGGACGACUGGAAACUUCUACCAUCUUCAACAAUGGUACAAACCCAACUUGAAGCUAUGAUGGUAGACUCACCAGUGAAAAAGGCUAGACUAAGCAAAUUAUCUGAAGGAAAAGAGUUUGAAACUGCCACAAACAGCACUGGUAUUACUAACAGAACCAAACAAUCAAAUAAAUCUGUUUUAUCUAAAAAUAAAUCUAAAUUGUCAGUUUCAAAAAAUUCUAAUAAAUCGAAAAUAGUACCCGAAGUUAAUACAAGCAUAGAAAAAUCUGUGAGACAUGAUACUGCAACAAGAAAUGAUGAAGAAAAUAUAGUGUCAGAGGCUGGAGAAGAACAAGUAAGAGUGGCUACUGUUGUACAAGAAAGUGUUGAUGCUAAUAUUAAUAAAUUGAUAGGGUCUAAUAAGUCUUCAAUGUCAAACUCAAAGGGAACUUUCAGCAAAUCUAAAACAGCACCCAAUAUUAAGUCCCAUGAAGGGAAUGAAAAUAUAAUAAAACCUAUUUUGAACGAAGUUGUACCCGAGAAAGACAACCUUGAAAUGGAGGUAGAUGAUAAUGAAGAAAUUAAAUUAUCUUUGGCAUAUAGUGAUGAAGAGCAAAUGGAGCAAGAAAAUGCAAAUGUAAGUGAUAAUAACUUGAACAAAUCUAGACAAGACAAAUUAUCUGAAGGAAAAGAAUCCGAAACUACCACAAACAAUACAACUAACAAUACCAAACAGUCAAAUAAAUCUGCUUUAUCUAAAAAUGAAUCUAAUGUGACCAUCUCAAAGAAAAAUAAGUCUAAAAUAGUAUCUGAAGUUAAUGAAAUCUUAGGAAAAUCUACAAAACAUGAAGAUGAAGCUAGAAAUUAUGAAGUAAAUGUCGUAUCAGAGGCUGGACACAUUGUACAAAAAAGUGUUGAUACUGAUAAUAAUAAAUCUAAAAACCAAGAAAUGCAUACAGCAGAAGACAACAGUCAAAAGGAUGAAGAACCAAACAAUGUUCCUGAUAGGGAUCAAAAUACGGAAAAUGAUAAUUCUGAUAAGAACAAGAGUAACAAAUCAAUAUUGUCUCCCUCGAAAGCAACUAUCAAUAAAUCUAAAACGACACCUAAUGUUCAUGAGAAUGAAAAUAUAUCGAAAUCUAUUUUGAAUGAACCUGUAUUCGAGAAAGACAAUCUUGAUAAGGAAAUAAAUGAUAAUGAAGAAAUAAAAUUAUCUCUGGAAUAUAGUGAUGAAGAGCCUAUGGAGCAAGAAAACGAGAAUUUAAAUGAAAAUAUUCAAGGUAACAAUAAAGUAGACAGUGAUAACGUGGCUAAUACUCAAGAGAUUCAUGAUCAAAAUAUGGACAAAAAAAUAAUACAUGAACCGGCAGACAUUAACAACAGCAAACAAGAAGACAAUGAAGAGGAGAGUCCUGAAGUUCAAAACGAAAAUCAUAACAGUGAUGAUGAAAAGCUGGAGUCUGAAGUUGAUGAAGAAGAAGAUACAGAGAAAACUGAAGAAAUGGAUGAAGAAAAUGAAAAUCAAGAAAUAGAACUUGAUGAACCGGCGGAAAAAGAUAAUGCAAUAAUUGAUGAAGAAAAUGCCAGUCAGGAAAUUGAAUCUGAGGAAGAUAAUGAAGAAGAUGGAAACGAAGAAGUCAAUAGCGAAGAUGAAGAAGACAUUGAAGUGGAAGAAGAAAAUGAAAGUCAACAAGAUGCCAGUCAAGAACUCGAAGAAAGUCACGAAGAGGUUAUUGAAGAAGACGCAGCAUCUGACAAUGAAGAAAACGAAAGCCAAGAAAUAAUCAACGACAGUGUUAACGAUGGAGAUGAUGCAGCAGAUGAAAGCGACGACCAAAAUGGUGAAACGAAUGACGCAGAAAAUGACAUAAGUGGCAUCGAAAAGGAGACGCCUAACGUAACACAUGAUACUACUGGCAGGAAUAGAAAGAAGAAUGAAAGCGAUGUUAAAUCCCCUGAGGUUGUUUUGAGGAAUGAUGAAAAUGUUGCAGAGUCAUUCACACCUAAGGGUCGCAACACGAGUAUUAGAAGAACCACUAUGCUGAAAAGUCUAAAUAUAAGGCCUAGUUUAGCACCGCCUAGAGAAAGUACAGGUAUUUCAGAUGGAACUACAAAUUCUAGUGCAGAAGGUUCAGGCUGGGACUCUCACAGGACGACAAGAAAAACUUUGAGGCAAACUUUCGGUCGUGAUUUUACUCCAAGGAAAUCUUUACGCGCUUUGGUCAUGGAGAAAUCUGCGAAACGACACACUGCUUUUAAUGACAUAAAUGACGUUGAUAUGCCAAGAGCGAAUUCCACUGAGCUGCCGGAAGCUAGCAAUGUUGAUGAGACAGUGGAAGAUCCUCACGAAAUAUCAAAGAGGACGCGGCAGACGACGCUCGAGAUGUAUUUGCAGAAGAUCAAAAAACAGAACAUGGAAAAGAAGAAGAAACUGGAAGAAGAAGUGAGGAAUUCCCUCACAGCACCUUCAAAGGAUAUCCUGAAUCCAUUCAAAGUACCGUCUCGACCAUUCGUCCUCAAACGCGCCAAGCCAGCGCAAAGCAAACCGAAGACAAAGGCCAUAAAAUCUACGAUUCCUAUAGAAAACCUACCACAGGACCUUCUGGAAGAUAUGAUGUAUAAACCGCCGAAGCGAUUCCAGCCUAGUAACGCCUCGUGGAUUACAAAAAGGCUUUACAAGUUUUUGGAAACCAAAUUGGAGCCCAAAUACGACUACAAAGCGCGCGUGCGCGCAGAGAAGCUAGUAGAAACGAUAUACAGCUUCGUGAAAGAUCUGCGUCGACACGACGUCGCCCCGAGCGACGCCGUCGACGCGCUCAAGCGGGAGCUGGCGCGGCUGUGUGUGGUCGAAACGCACUUCGACUUCUACCAGUUCUUCCACGACUAUUUGCCCCGGGAGGUUAGAGUUAAGGUUGUCCCGGACGUGGUCAACAAGCUGCCGCUGCCUCGCCACGGGGUGUUCGCUGACAUCCUGCGGGGCAACACCGUGCAGGGAUGAUUAUUUACUCUACUAAGGUUAAUAAGGUUAUCAAGUGCUCUAUUCAUUUUAUUUUAAUUAAAUGAUUUUACCUCA